Molecule: messenger RNA, 1851 nt
Organism: Verticillium dahliae VdLs.17
Lineage: Eukaryota; Fungi; Ascomycota; Sordariomycetes; Glomerellales; Plectosphaerellaceae
Product: choline dehydrogenase
Exons: 2
Coding region: 1-1851 (616 amino acids)
Biological process (GO): secondary metabolite biosynthetic process
Molecular function (GO): flavin adenine dinucleotide binding; oxidoreductase activity, acting on CH-OH group of donors
Source: RefSeq, a predicted model, not a curated record
AUGCUCAUUGCAUCGGGCCUAACUCUCGCUGCCCUUGUGGCAUGCGUCUCGGGUGCUCCUCCAACGGAGCGAUCAGGUUGCAAGAGCGCCACCUACGAUUAUAUUGUUGUGGGUGGUGGCACCGCUGGUGUAGCUGUCGCUGCUCGUCUAAGCGAGGGUUUGCCCAACGCCAAGAUCCUAUUGAUCGAAGCCGGGCCUGCCGUCUCGGAUGAGCCCAGAAUCAACAUUCCGGGCAUGAAGGGUUCGACUCUUGGCACCAAGUACGACUGGAACUUCACCACAGUCCCUCAACAGCAUGUGAACAACCGGGUGUUGCCUGUCAACCGUGGUAGGGUUGUCGGCGGCAGCUCCGCGCUGAAUCUCAUGACGUACGAUCGCGCUGCCGUUGCUGAGUAUAACAGCUGGGAAGAACUCGGCAACGAGGGAUGGAACUGGAAGAACAUGAUUGCUGCCAUGAUGAAGUCUGAGACAUUCACCGGUAAGAACACAGACACUUACGGCUCUGCGGGUGUCGGUGACAGCGGCCCUGUCAAGGCUGUGGUCAACCGCGAGAUCCCGGUUCAUCAGGAGAGCUGGAUGCCGACAUUGAACGCCCUCGGGAUCAAGACGAACCUCGAGUCCUUGGGUGGAAACCCCCUUGGCGUCAUGUACCAGCCCAGCAGCAUCGACCCAACCAUCUACAACCGCUCCUACAGUGCAAAUGCCUAUUUGCCCAUCGCCAAGCCAAACCUGCGCGUCUUGUCCGACACGACCGUAGCCAAGGUCAACCUGGUGGCAGCCGGCGGUGGCCAUGUCGCGACUGGUGUGACCCUGGCCAACGGCACUUUCAUUCGCGCCAGGGCAGAGGUUAUCGUGUCCGCUGGCGCUGUUCAAAGCCCUGCCCUGUUAGAGGCAUCCGGUAUCGGCCAGGCACCGGUCCUCGCCGCCGCUGGCAUUGCGCAGUUGAUCGACCUCCCCGGCGUGGGCGAGAACCUCCAGGAUCACCUUCGGAUCAUGACCUCUUAUCAGCUCAAGCCGGAAUUUCUUUCCUUCGACAUCUUGCGGUCAAAUGCCACAUUUGCCGCCGAGCAGCUUGCGCUCUGGAAUGCCCGCAAGAAGUCACUCUACGACUACACCGGCAGCGGCUAUACCUUCACGACCUGGCAGCAGGCCAUCGGCGACCAGUCGAACCUCGUCGCGCUCGCCAAAAAGGCGGCCGGCGAAGACAUCAGCGCCGUCGACAAGAAGAAGAUUGAAUUCCUCAACGACCCUUCCGUCCCGCAGCUCGAGGUCAUCUUUUCGGACGGAUAUACGGGUGUCAAGGGUUACCCGCCGGCAAGUUCGCCUCUCUUCGGCCAGGGCUUCUUCACCCUCAUCGGCGUCGUCAUGCACCCCCUGAGCCGCGGCAGCAUCCACAUCAACCCUGCAAACCCGAGCGGCAAGCCCGUCAUCAACCCCAACUACCUCGGCCACGAGCACGAUAUUGAGGCCGUUGUUCAAACGGCCAAGUACUGCCGCAAGAUCGCCACCACCGAACCCAUGAAGUCCCUCUGGGUCAACGAGUACGAGCCCGGCCUGGACAACGUGCAGACCGACGCCCAGUGGAGAGAUUACGCCCUCAGAACCACUCUCAGCAUCUUCCACCCCAGCGGCACUUGCGCCAUGCUGCCGAAGAAGGACGGUGGUGUUGUUGACGCGAACCUCAAGGUGUAUGGCACCUCGAACCUACGCGUCGUCGAUGCCAGUAUCAUCCCUCUGCUCAUCUCUGCCCACAUCCAAACCGCCGUGUACGGUCUUGCCGAGAUUGCGUCGGAGAAGGUCAUUGCAGAAGCCGCCACGAAAGCGGCCAGGAACGCCGCCAGGAUGGCUUGA